Molecule: messenger RNA, 5999 nt
Organism: Impatiens glandulifera
Lineage: Eukaryota; Viridiplantae; Streptophyta; Magnoliopsida; Ericales; Balsaminaceae
Product: serine-rich adhesin for platelets-like
Exons: 23
Coding region: 183-5999 (1938 amino acids)
Source: RefSeq, a predicted model, not a curated record
UUUUGAAUUUGGAAUGUAGAAAAAUAAAGUUGAUAUUUUUAUUUUCCCGUUGACCAGGUCCUCCCCUUCUUCUUCGUCUCCACAGAAACCCUCGUUCCUCCCCUUCUUCUCCGACCACACGGUUGAUUCAAGCAGACAUACAGUAAUCUAUCUAUUUCAGCUCUCAAUCUGUUUCAAUUGCAAUGAACACCCAGAAAAACCCUAUUGAUAACUUGGAAUCUCCUGCGGUAGUAGCUGUUAAUCCAGAAAUUUCUAGGGUUAAAACCCUAACUGUAACUGACCACCCUUUAGUAAACACUCUACAAGAUGAUCAGCGAUUAGGGCUUUCUCAUAAAUCUAUCGUUGAUUCAGAAUUAGGACAUGUUGAAAAUGAAAAAGUUGUUUCCGAAGGAAAUGGUUGGCAUCCUUUGUCACAAAGCAUUCAAAAGGUUAAUGAUUUGGUAUGGGCAAAAGUAAAGAACUAUCCAUGGUGGCCAGGACAGAUAUUCAAUCCUUCUGAUGCAUCAGAUAAGGCAAAGAAGUAUCAAAAUAGAUAUGGCCUUCUAAUAGGAUUUUUCAGUGAUCAAACAUUCGCUUGGAGCGAAGUAUCACGGGUGAAGCCAUUUCAUUCGAACUUCUCUCGAAUGGAGAAACAAUCUGAAUCAGAAUCCUUUCUCAACGCUGUUGGUUCUGCUUUGGACGAGGUUUCACGAAGGGUGCAGUUUGGAUUGAGUUGUAGAUGUUAUCCUGUUGAGUUAUCAGACAAGAUCAGAACACAGAUUGUUGUUAAUGCGGGUAUAAGAGAAGAAUCGAGUAGAAGAGAAUUCGCGGGGGAUAAUCAUUCGUCUGCAACUUCUUUUGUACCUAUAGAUCUAGUUUGUUAUGUGAAACAACUCGCUGUUGAGAACCCACGUGACAGAAUUGAAAGAUUGGAUUUUUCUAUGGCGCAGGCCAGGUUACUCGCGUUCAAUCGCUGGAAGGGAUAUUAUGAGCUGCCCGAGUUUAAGGUUUCUGAUGGGUUAUUUCUAGAGGAUGUUGUUGAUGAUGAUGAACUUAUAAUAUCGAGUUAUACCAAGGUUAAAUCUAACUUGUCUCAGAAGAAACAUAACAGAAAGUCUACGCCAUUGUCAUUGACCAAGAAACAUAAGAUAAAUGAAUCUGAUUUCUCAUCUCCUAAGCAGUUAUCGAGAGUGGGAGAGAACAGAAAGUCUACGUCAUUGUCAUUGAUCAAGAAACGUAAGAUAAUUGAAUCUGAUUUGUCGUCUCCUAAGCAAUUAUCGAGAGUGGGAGAGAGUAUGUGCAGGGUGGCAUCGCUAUUAGUUAGGGAUAAUCCAAAUGGGAGCAACGGAAGAUCGUCCUCAAGUGGUAUUAAGAAAAAAUUUUCACCCGUUGUUGCGCCUUCAUCCCCACUCUGCUCUCUCUCUCUCUCUAUCUAUAUCUUUCUUCGAGUUGUCUCCAUCUGUGGGGGCUUACUAUCAAAUCUAAUCGAUUCAUCGAUCUGUAAAGUAGCAAUGGCCUUGGAUUCCACUGAUUCUGAACUGAAACGGAUCUUUCUCAUCGAUGAUUCGAACGAGGAUUCAAAUCUUAAUGUGUGUUCGCCGCCUUCUUCUACUGGUUGCUGCGAAGAGGAUCAUCAAGCUUCUUCAGAAUCUAUCUUAGAAGUUGAUGAUGAUUGCACAAGUUCCAAUCUUCUAGAAAUUGCUAACCAUGAGAAGGUGUUGGCAAUAUUUGAUGCCAUCCACAAAGAACAAACAGCUCAAUUGGUUGAAUCUUUAGAAUCUGAAAGUACCAAAACAAUGGACAAGAUUAAUUUGUGUAAAAGCCUAGCCCAGAACCAUGCAUUCAUUACAAGUGCAGAAUGCAACGCAGAAGCUGAGGAUGAUUGCACAAGUUCCAAUCUUUUAGAAAUUGCUAACCAUGAGAAGGUGUUGGAAAUAUUUGAUGCCAUCCACAAAGAACAAACAGCUCAAUUGGUUGAAUCUUUAGAAUCUGAAAGUUGCAAAAGCUUAGCCCGGGACCAUGCAUUCACCACAAGUGCAGAAUGUGUUCUAGAAGCUGAGGAUGAUUGCACAAGUUCCAAUCUUCAAGAAAUUGCUAACCGUGAGAAGGUGUUGGAAAUAUUUGAUGCCAUCCACAAAGAACAAACAGCACAAUGGGUUGAAUCUUUAGAAUCUGAAAGUACCAAAGCAAUAAUGGACAAGAUUAAUUUGAGCAAAAGCUUAGCCCAGAACCAUGCAUUCAUUACAAGUGCAGAAUGCAUCACUGAAGCUGAAGAUGAUUGCACAGAUUCCAAUCUUCUAGAAAUUGCUAACCAUGAGAAGGUGUUGGAAAUAUUUGAUGCCAUCCACAAAGAACAAACAACUCAAUUGGUUGAAGAUUUGGAAUCUGAAAAUACCAAAGCAAUGAACAAGAUUAAAUUUUGCAAAAGCUUAGCCCAGGACCAUCCAUUCACCACAAGUGCAGAAUGUGUUUUAGAAGCCGAGGAUGAUUGCACAAGUUUCAAUCUUCUAGAAAUUGCUAACCAUGAGAAGGUGUUGGAAAUAUUUGAUGUCAUCCACAAAGAACAAACAGCUCAAUGGGUUGAAUCUUUAGAAUCUGAACAUACCACAGCAAUAAUGGACAAGAUUAAUUUGAGUAAAAGCUUAGCCCAGAACCACACAUUCAUUACAAAUGCAGAAUGCAUCACUGAAGCUGAGAAUGAUUGCACAAGUUCCAACCUUCUAGAAAUUGCUAACCAUGAGAAGGUGUUGGAAAUAUUUGAUGUCAUCCACAAAGAACAAACAGCUCAAAUGAUAGAAUCCUUAGAAUCUGAAAGUACCAAAGCAAUGAUGGACACGAUUAAUUUGUGCAAUAGCUCAGCCCAGAACCAUGCAUUCAUUGCAAGUGCAGAAUGCAUCACUGAAGCUGAGAAUGAUUGCACAAGUUCCAACCUUCUAGAAAUUGCUAACCAUGAGAAGGUCUUGGAAAUAUUUGAUGUCAUCCACAAAGAACAAACAGCUCAAUUGGUUAAAUCUUUAGAAUUUGAAAGUACCAAAACAAUGGACAAGAUUAAUUUGUGCAAAAGCUUAGCCCAGAACCAUGCAUUCAUGACAGAAGCUGAUGAUGAUUGCACAAGUUCCAAGCUUCUAGAAGUUGGUAACAUUGAUAAGGUGUUGGAAGGAAUUGAUGUCAUUCACAACGAUGAAAAACCUCAAUUGGUUGUAAAUUCAGAACCUGAAAGUUCCAAAGAAAUUGACAAGAUUAAACUGCGCAAAAGUUUAGCUUCAGACAAUGCAUUCAUCACAAGUGCAGAAUGUAUCACCGAAGCUGAGGAUGCUUGCACAAGUUCCAGCCUGCUAGAAGUUGGUAACAGUGACAAGGUGUUGGCAAUAUCCGAUGUUAUCCACGAUGAGCAAACACCUCAAUUAGUUGAAUCUUCAGAACCUGAAAGUACCUCAGAAAUGGACAAGAUUCAUCUGUGCAAAAGCUUAGCCCAGGAUGCAUUUAUCACAAGUGCAGAAUGUGUCACUCAAGUUGAGGAUGAUUGCACGCGUUCCAAUCUUCUAGAAGCUUGUAUCAUUGAGAAGGGGUUGGAGAUAACUAAUGUCAGCCACAACGAACAAACAUCUCAAUUGGUUGAAUCUUCAGAACUUGAAAGUACCAAUGAAAUAGUCAAUGUUAAUUUGUUCAAAAGCUUAUCUCCGGACAAUGCAGUUAUCACAAGUGCAGAAUGUGUCACAGAAGCUGAGCAUGAUUGCACGAGUUUCAAUCUUCGAGAAGUUGCUAACAUUGAGAAGGUAUCAGAAAUGGCUGAUGUCAGCCACAACGAACUAAUUCCUCAAUUGGUUGAAUCUCCUGAAUCCAAAAGUACAAGAGAAAUGGACAACACAUUCAACAAAAGUGCAGAAUGUAUCAUGAAGGCUAAGGAUGAUUGCAAAACUUCCAAUCUUGUUGAAGUUGCUAUUCUUGAAAAGGUGGUGGGAUUAACUGAUGUGAGCCACAUCGAACAAGCACCUCAAUUGGUAGAAUCUUUAGAACCAGAAUGCUCAAGGGAAAUUAGUAAGAUUAAUUUGUGCAAAAGUUUAUCCCGGGAAAAUACAUCCUUCAAAACUGCAGAGUGUAUUCCAGAAGUUAAGGAAGAUUGUGAAAGUUCCAAUCUUCUACAAAUUGCAAACAAUGAGAUGUUGAAAAUAACUGAUGCGAGCCACAAAAAGGAAACACCUCAAUUGGUUGAAUAUUCAAACCUCGAAAGUUCAAGAAAAAGUAGAAAAAUUGAUAUGCGUAAAAGUUUAGCGUGGGACAGUGCAUUCUUGACAAAUUCAGACUGUAUCUUAGAAGCUAAGGAUGAUUGCUCAAAUUCCAUUCUUCUAGAAGAUGACGACCUUGAGAAGGUGCCAGAAAUAACUGAUGUUAGCCACAGAGAACAAUCACCUCAAUUGGCUGAAUCUUCGAAACCAGAAAGUAGAAGAAAAGUCAGCAAGAUUGAUAUGCGUAAAAGUUUAGCAUGGGACAGUGCAUUCUUCACAACUGCUGACUGUAUGUUGGAUGCUGAGGAUGAUUUUUCAAGUUCCAAUCUUCUAGAAGGUUCUGACCUUGAGAAGGUACCAGAAAUAACUGAUGUGAGCCAUAAAGAAAAAACGCCUCAAUUGGUUGAAUCUUCGGAACCAGAAAAUACGAGAAAAACCAGCAAGAUUAAUUUACGCAAAAGUCUAGCAUGGAACAAUGCAUUCUUCACAAGUGCAGGUGUCUUAGAUGCCCAGGAGUUGUCUAUUAUGAUUGAUGGAGCUGAUAAAGGUAAAACACCCGCAUUACCUGGAAUUGAGGAGGAUGUACGUGGAUCGAUGGAUACUAUAUCCACAUUGGACAGUGAUUGUUUGACUCUAGAAAGCCUUGAAGCUGAUUUAUUUCACGACGUUAGAGCUUCAAUACAGAAGUCCAGUAAAGCGUCUAAUACGGGUAGUUCAAGUUUGAAGGCAGUAUCAGAAGAGAAAAUGGCUAAAGGCAUAUGCGCUUCAAAGAAGGUAUAUUUGCCUCCCAAGAAUAUUGUGAUGAGGACAAAACCUACAUCCAAGAAAGAAGCCAUUCCAGGACCCGACAGGACGACAAAACAGGCUGCUGCUUCAAGAAAUGUAAGCUUAAACUCUUCCAACCCGACGAUGUCAAGCACGGCUGUAUCGAAAAGAGUUUCUAUUGAUGCCAGUCGAGCGAAAUCAGUGAAUAGUGUAGCAAAGGCAGUUAUUUCAUCAAAUUACGGAGCACCCACCAAGACCAUGCCCAAGUCAACUGCCUUGGCUCCUCCUCCUCUUCAUGCCAAGAAAGACCAUGGUUCUAGCAGUGGUUUAGAUAAUCCAAGCAGAAUUGUUCCUUUAAGAAAGAAACUUGAGCCCAGAAGAGUUACUCCGGUUUCUUCCUCUAAUAGUACAUUGCAUAAAACAUCAUCUAUGGCUGCUGCUCAAACAAGGAAAGGACCAUCAUCAUCAAAGCUUUCCUCUAGUAUAUCACCUGCAAGUUCCUUUAGCGAGUCCACAGAUUCGUCUUCGUCAAUUUCAAUCAUUAGUUCUGAAUUGAAGGAAAAUCCUACACGAGCGAAUGAACCACUUCCGGGGAAAGCCUCAGGCCUUCGAAUGCCGUCUCCCAAGAUGGGAUAUUUUGAUGGGGCAAAAACAGCAGCAGCCCAAACAAGUGUGCAGUCUAAUUCUUCAAUGCCAGUUGGUUUGCGUCGGUUUUCGGGAAGAACAGCUGGUUCUGCGGCGUCGAAGGCAGUGGCUUCUUCUUCUGAAAAGGCAAGUGUUGUUACAACACAAACUGGGAAGAAUAUGGUUAAUAAAAAUGCUUCAAAAUCCACCACAUUAUUAAAAGAAGGGAAAUUAUCCAUUGAUUCUCGUAGGGUCUCAAAUGAGCUCGGCCCAUUUCAUCACUUAAAUGGCGGAGAGAAGAAUGCACGUCGAGAAAAUCAAAUUGAAGAUUCCAACCGUAAGCAGACGAAUUUGAACCUCAAAUCUUUGGAAAGACGACCUCCAUUUUCUGCCAAGAAUACUUAA